GCGACUCUCACUCGGGAGGAACUGGAGAUGAUGAAGAAAGAAGAGCAAGAGAUGAUAGAGGAACAGCUGAGGAUCGAAAAACAGAAGAAGGCUCAAGAGCUGGAACACCAGUCGAGGCAGGUCAGACAGCAUCCGACGCCGAGGGUCGGGAAACCGAAGCCGAAAUUCGGCCCGCUCAACCCGGAGGAUCGGCCUGUAGUUUUACCCGGCGGGAAGCGGUGGAGGGGUCCCAGGGAUGUUUACAACGAGCGAGCUAUCGAAGAGACCCUGAAUGCUCAACUGGAAGUCAUCCGGGGAAAAGCUAUGGGGAUCAACUUCAUGAAAUACGAGAAGCCACCCGUCUCCCUCGAUCAUCUCCAGCACUCGGAGGUAUACAAGUUGAUCCACGAUGAAGAACAGACUCCCCUGAGGAGGGUGGAACUCCUCACUCCCGUAAUCGCCGAAGAAGACUACAGAGAAAGAUGUCGCUCCAGAACGCCUAAUAUCAUCAACCAUGCGAAAAUUCCACAGCAGUUACAGCCCUAAUUAUAAGUUCGUUAUUAACGUAACAUCACUAGUAGUUUUUAGAAAUUAAAAAUAAAAUGUCAAAUACAUUAAGGCACGUCUACACUGAUUACGCGUCGAUCCUUUUUGAGACAACGUGCCUACCCGCGUUGUUUACACGGUAACGCGCAGUGUACAAUGUUCUCAUAUCGAUUCAUACAUUGCGCGGCGUAUAUAGUGACCUAAAAAUUGUCGAUCACACGCUACCCGAUGAGUUUUGGAUUCCAAAUGAAGCUACGAAUAGAAUUUAAGUGAUUUUGAAAUUUGUGUGCCAAUGUGGGUAGUUACUGAUUUUUUGUCUGAUAACGCAGCGAUGACAUGCCCCUUUAUAAAUUGAGGUAGUUUCACAACAGUAGAGAAUCCGGUGUUCACUUGCCAGUUCUAGAUGGAGAUAACCUUCAAUGUAUUUUUCGUAUUACUCGCUAAAAAUGUUUUGUAAGCUUUUGUAUUAAUGUAUUUUUAUUUUUUUGUGGAAAUGAUAAUAAAUUAUAUGAAAACUUCA
Messenger RNA from Bombyx mori (domestic silkworm), 1045 nucleotides. RefSeq lists its product as uncharacterized. NCBI's taxonomy places the organism in Eukaryota, Metazoa, Arthropoda, Insecta, Lepidoptera, Bombycidae. The transcript is spliced from 4 exons. Bases 28 to 525 code for a protein of 165 amino acids. The record is from RefSeq and is a predicted model, not a curated record.